Molecule: messenger RNA, 2036 nt
Organism: Rosa chinensis
Lineage: Eukaryota; Viridiplantae; Streptophyta; Magnoliopsida; Rosales; Rosaceae
Product: octanoyltransferase LIP2p2, chloroplastic
Exons: 6
Coding region: 1032-1958 (308 amino acids)
Biological process (GO): protein lipoylation
Cellular component (GO): mitochondrion
Molecular function (GO): lipoyl(octanoyl) transferase activity
Source: RefSeq, a predicted model, not a curated record
UAAGAUUUUUCUCUUCACUCGAUCUGAACACACAAGAGGCCGCCUCCUUCUCUCUCAUUUUUCCCUUCUCCUCCCGCCGUACUGUGAGCCUGUGACACCGAGAUGCUGUGACGGUGAGACGCCCAGAAGCCUGGACGGUGAGGACUGCUCACUUUCUCUCUCUCCUCACUUCACCUGCACGUCUGCACAGCUCCUCGGCUCCUCUUUCUUUCUCCCUCACAGAUCUUUCUGCCAUGUCCGCCAACGCCAAGACCUCUCUCUCUCUCUGUUCACUUCACUUCACCUGCAACCUAAUCAGUCUCAGCCUUCAAUUCAUCAAUUGUUCCCAAACUCGAUCUGAACCUUCAGUUAGCAUACUCGAUCUGAACCUUGAGUUCCCAAACUCGAUUUGAACCUUCAGGUUCCAUUGGACGAAUGACCACUAUGGGUGUAUAUGUGCGUGACUUGCUACUUGGGCAGAGUUAAGGUUCUGGUUUGAUUUUGGGAAGCUUCAAAUGGGUGGAACUGGAGUUGUGAACUGAAGUUCGAACUACAGGUCGGUCUUCUUGUGGGAUAUAGCGUGUGACCUCAUUGCUAUAUGUUAAUCACGUUAUCUUCUGUAGUGGAUGUGACCUCAUUGCUAUAUUCAUUUGAUUUUUAGUGACUGCAAAUAUGCCUGUGAGUUGUGGUUUCUGGAAAUGGAUUACUCCGCCGUUUCUCGAUGAAUAAAUGGACCUUAAAGCCCAAACCUGACAAGGCGCCCAACAACCCAAUCGAACAAAACCCAACUCAUGCUAAUGGCCUGGUGACUUUCAUUUCUUUCUUUUCCACUUCCUUUUUCACCUCUGCCUUUCAAAACGCCUGAAAGCUUUGAAUGCGCUAGUUCCCCCAUUCCUAUUCCUAUAUCUUUUGAUACAAACCAAGAGCUACUCUAAUCGAAAACCAGGUUCCCACGCUACAUAUUUCUUCUUUUAACAAAUCUUUGUUGCUGUACUCACCAUUUUUUGCCUUCCUCCUCAAGAGUCUCACGAAGUCAAAAUAUCAAAGAACAUAUGACUUUCUUGGCGACCCAAUGUGUCAUCGCCUCAAUCCCAACACACCCAGUUUCUAAUCAUCAGCCCAAACGGUGCCUCGCCCAGAGAAUCCCAGUUGUUAAAACCCAACAGUCGAGCUUUCCAACUACUCGGGAAUCGAGAAGAGAGUCUGAGUGUGAGUGCUUCAAUCUGUACAAGGAGCUAGUUCCUUACCGGCAAGCUUGGUCUUGGCAGAAGAGCAUUGUCAAGGAGAAAAAGGCUCUGAUUGAAAGGAAUCAGGACUGCCCGGACUCGCUGUUUGUUCUUCAGCAUCCUCCUGUUUAUACAAUGGGCACCGGUACCUCAGAAAAGUUCCUCAAUUUUGACCUCAAGGAUGCUCCAUUUGAUGUUCAUCGGACCGAACGCGGCGGCGAGGUUACAUAUCACGGUCCUGGUCAGAUAGUAAUGUACCCCAUUAUGAAUCUCCGAAAUCACAAAAUGGAUCUUCAUUGGUACCUCAGGUCACUUGAGGAGGUGAUCAUUCGCGCUCUUUCAAAGACAUUUUCGAUCAAGGCAUCUCAACUUGAGGGCUUAACUGGUGUUUGGCAUGGAAACCAGAAACUGGCAGCCAUUGGUAUACGAGUGUCUCAGUGGAUAGCUUAUCACGGUUUGGCACUGAACGUAACCACAGAUUUAACUCCUUUUCGUUGGAUAGUACCGUGUGGUUUACAAAACUAUCAGGUUGGAAGCAUUAGAGGGUUGUUGGGGGAGUUUGAGUCAUUUGACAAUAGUAGUAGAAAACAGCUACCAGAUCCUGAUGAUGGCCAGCUACUUGAUAUUGCUUGUAAAUCUUUGAUCAAUGAGUUUUCAGAAGUUUUUCAGGUUGGAAUCAAUUAUGAAACCAUCUCGAGGUUAGAGUUUUUAGAAAGUGAACCGGUAAAGCCUCUAAAAGAGGAAGUAAUUUAGUUGUGGGGUUCAGGUCAACAUUUCUAAUUGCUGGUGUGAAACAGAUCUUAACACUCUUGAACAUUUUCAUUUCCAAUC